Messenger RNA from Cinara cedri, 1883 nucleotides. The record is from the annotation of a GenBank genome assembly. NCBI's taxonomy places the organism in Eukaryota, Metazoa, Arthropoda, Insecta, Hemiptera, Aphididae.
UAAUAAUAUAUUGUUUUGAGUAUGUUAUUUCGUUAGUAAUAUUGUAUUCAUGUUGAUAAAUCUCAUUAUUUUAUUUUCGGAACAUAGCGAGCAAUGCAUUUUGGCAUUAUUAUCAUAUGCACAACUAGGAGGGGGGUGUUAGGGACCUUAGCCCACCAAAAAUUAAUAAUAGCCCCCCGAAAUAAAUAAUAUUUUACUUAUUCUUGAAUUAAAUUAAAAAUAUGGAUUUUCAAUAUUCGUAUUCCAUUCGUUUUCUAACAGACAAUCACAAUUUUCGUAACCAGAAAGAGCAGAAAGAUGGUUGUAAUAUAAUUGCAGAUAAUAUAAAAACAGUUGGUACAGAUUGUUUAACAUGGUUAAAUUCGAAUGCUAGAAUUAAAAUUUGUAGCAAAUUUGUGUGCCAAAUUACCAGUCCUGGCGUCAACAAACAGAUCUGAUACAAUAUUAUCUACUUUAUCAACUGUCCAGAUGUACGUCUAAAGGUAACAUUUUCUUCUAAUCGAGCCAAAAAGCAUGGCAUAAUAAGAUUGGAGGUGACAAUGUAUAACUAUGCCAUUGGAAAUUAUUAUAAGACAGGCGACGUAUUUAAACCACUGGGAGAUAGUUUAAGUUUAUUGAAAAAUAGUAAAAUGUAUUUCCAAUAUGUGCCGUUUUAUUCGGUGCGAUUGCUAAAAUUUGAAUGAAAUUGACAAACAGUUUACAGAAUAGCUAUUGCGUUGUGUUUAAUAAUCUCUUGCAAUACAUAUAUUGGGGCAAUUCGAAUACAAAAAAAUUAACUGGAAUACAAAUUAAAUUAUCCGUUAAACGAAAACAGAGAGAUAAGAUCAUAAAAUAUCUUUUAUUAUCUUAUUAUUUUAUAAUAUAUAUAUUUUAAUAAUGCGUAUGUGUAUAAUUUUAACUGUUUAUCUAUAAACUGUAGUAAAUAUCGAGGACAUUGGAUUGAUGAAAACUAACAAUGUUUUUCUCCAGAUUCUAAGGAAAAGAUGUAACAAAACCAAUAAACUAUAUCCGUAUACAAUAAAAGAAAUAGACCCUCUCGUCUGCAUACGUAACAUCUGCGGGAAAACUGAAAAUUAAAAUUGGAAGAAAUAAAUACAAAAAAAAUAAAAAUAAAUUAUUUGUCAAAGACAAUUUCCAUUGAAGAUUGGCAUAUGCAUCUGUUAGAGAAAGAACACGAGGCUAUGCGAUUAAAAAAAAAUAUAAUAAACUAUUUUAAUAAAAAAUAGCGAAAUUUGGAUACAGAUGGUUUUUACCGAAUUUCUGCUUUUACUGUUAAUAAUAAAGGAAAAUAUCCAUACGUUUGAGUACUUGCCGAAAAAAAUGAGACUAAAAGUGUAUACUUCUUAAAAGGCUGUUUUAAAUUUUUUUUUAUAAAUCUAUACAACACUAGAGAAAAACUUAAAGAAGAAGGAUACUUUUUAAUUUCAUUUAACGAAAUGGAAUUAAUAGUCCUUCCGACAGAAGAAACUAUUAUAACAUUUAAUACUAAUGGAGUAACUACAUUUAAUAGUAAUUCGUUCACUAAAAUGGAAAAUGUUCAAUUAUUCUUGGAUAUAUUACAAGAUAUGAUUGUUUUACCUUUUAAUCAAAACGAUAUGCAAGAAAUAAAAGGUCAUGUUAAAGUUACACAGUGUCCGCGUUUGAAAAAAAGGAAUUAGUCAUAAUUCGAAUUAAAUAAAUACGUCACAGAAACAAAGUUUGUUACAUAAAGCUUGGUACGAUAACCUGAAUUCAUUGUUUGUGUCAGAUUUCUGGCUGGAGAAAGAAAUGGCAGAUGUUAAUAUAGAUUUAAAUUAUAAGAUAAAAAUAAAAAUGAAUAGAAUUAAAACUACUCUUAGUCAAAAUAAAAAAAGGCAGGUCUUUUGUGUGUAAUAAUAUGCAAC